CCUUUGCCCGCGCCGAAUCAGCCUCGAUCUCAAGGGUUCAAGUUCCUAUCUGAGGCUCCCUUUUCUGCCUGUAUUGGGGGGUGUGACUGCCUUAUCGGGUCCCCUAGCCUGUGUCUACUGCCUCUGUCUCUGUCAUGCCAACUUUCGGAACACGCCUGCGCUGCGCUCACACUCUCUCACUGCCACACAUCAGUCUGCAUCGUUGUUACAGCGCAUUCGUCGUUCUGCAUUGCUUGUUUCACUCCUUUUCUUCCAGUCUUUCCUGACCCUACUCACGAAAUCCCAGAACCUAACUUCCCCACGACAGCACCUCCCGAUUCUCAGUCGAACCCACAGUACGAGUGCACAGUGCUUGUUUCGUUCGCAGCACAAGCCCUCGAGAGCGUUCAGGCGAAGCCUCAUAUGUCCCUGGGCCUUGGUUGUUCAUACGAGCAGAAAACCCAGGUCGCCACGAAGCGGAGCGAGAGAGAUCCAGAGGCGUCUAGAGCCUACCACACCUGCACCUUCGCAGAUGGUUCGACAGUGAUGAUAAGCAAGUUUCAGUUUGCAUAGUUGUUUAUACCCCUCAAGAGCGCAGCGCCAGAACCGAUCCGCAAUGGCUGCCUCUUACAUACCGUUCUUGACGGCGUCCGCUCUACCAGACCACUGCACGCCGACCUCUCCCAUCCUGUCCGAUUUAUCGUUAUACCUUGGCUUUUGCAUACCCACCCCUCUCGCCGCGCUCUCUACUCUCCUCGGCACACUGUCAAUAGUGUCAUGGCUAUUCGCACAGAUGCCACAGAUUUUCAAAAACUACUACAUCAAGUCGACUGCCGGCCUGUCGAUCUUCUUCCUGAGCGAGUGGUUACUGGGCGAUCUGGCCAAUCUCCUCGGAGCCAUAUUCACCAAGCAGGCCGGCUGGCAGAUCAUCGUGGCGACCUACUACGUCUUCGUUGAUAUGUGUCUAGUGUUUCAAUACUUCUGGUACAGUUACGCCGCAAAGUGGAUAUACGAGGAAAGUCUCCAUUCCACAGGGAGCAGCGAUAUCGACGAUGCGGACAGUGCUAUAAUCAACGGGUUGUCGCCCAUCAACUCGAAUUUCGCCAGUGAUGCCCCGCUACUGGGCGAGCCUGAAGACUAUACACCGAAACGAUCAGAUCCUACAGACGUCAAUGUUCCUCACUUUUCCGCCGUAAACUACGGUGAAAAAAAAGGUACUCUUCCUCAGGAUAUCGUCUACGGAGAUAAGCUUGGGUCGAGUUGGAUGGCUUCACCCUCUCCGCGCACUCUUCUCUACGCAGCAACCAUGGCGUCCUUGGCUUCCAAUGUGGCAGCUGCUCCAGUACCUUUUCCUUCUGACCACUAUGCGCACGGCAUUCAUCUCUUCCGCGUCGACACUCCCCUUGAGAUUGCCGGCACUAUUUUAUCGUGGUGCUCAACCUUCCUAUACCUGGGUUCAAGAUUACCUCAGCUAUACAAGAAUUGGCAACGUCAGUCAACUGCCGGCCUCUCCCCUCUACUAUUCAUUGCUGCCUUUUGUGGUAAUUUCUUUUACUCUGCGUCUUUGAUCACCAAUCCGAAUGCGUGGAGCGACUACGAUCCAUAUGGACAUCACGGCUGGGUGGACGGAGAUGGAAACCAAAGAUGGGCGUGGGUGGCCCGAGCAGCUCCGUUCUUUCUCGGGGCUGCAGGAGUGCUAAUGAUGGAUGCCUUGAUGGGUGUCCAGUUCAUCAUGUAUGGGGAGCGAGAAGACAGAAUCGUCAAGGUAAGAGAUUCACAUGGAUAUAGUCAUUGGGAGCGAGUCAAUGGAUGGAUGAGAGGUUGGAUCCCCGCCAUGGUCGGCAAAGAUCGAGUUGUGGAUAUGGCUCAAAGCCAGCGAUUAUUGCAUGAGAGCGGACAUUUGAGCCUGAGCAGGAGACGAAGCCACCAUCAUGUGGACUACGGCACGGCAGCAUGAUACAAGCAGAUAUGACUAGACGUAUAGAAUACCUUUUUGCCCGUGUUCUAUGUCACUAUCAGAGAUUGAGAUUAUCGUUAUUGCGGAACGGGAG
This is a messenger RNA of Cladophialophora immunda, 2030 nucleotides long. RefSeq lists its product as uncharacterized. The transcript has 2 exons. NCBI's taxonomy places the organism in Eukaryota, Fungi, Ascomycota, Eurotiomycetes, Chaetothyriales, Herpotrichiellaceae. The record is from RefSeq and is a predicted model, not a curated record. Bases 596 to 1936 code for a protein of 446 amino acids.